AUGGCUGAACACUUUAAACAAGCAAGCAGUUGUCCUAUCUGCCUGGAUUAUCUUGAAAACCCCAUGCACCUGAAAUGUGGAUACAUCUGUUGCCUCCGAUGCAUGAACUCACUGCGGAAGGGGCCCGAUGGGAAGGGGGUGCUGUGCCCUUUCUGCCCUGUGGUCUCUCAGAAAAAUGACAUCAGGCCCGCUGCCCAGCUGGGGGCGCUGGUGUCCAAGAUCAAGGAACUAGAGCCCAAGCUGAGAGCUGUUCUGCAGAUGAAUCCAAGGAUGAGAAAGUUCCAAGUGGAUAUGACCUUGGAUGUGGACACAGCCAACAACUAUCUCAUCAUUUCUGAAGACCUGAGGCGUGUCCGAUGUGGGAAUUUCAGACAGAAUAGGAAGGAGCAAGCCGAGAGGUUCGACACUGCGCUGUGCGUCCUGGGCGCCCCUCGCUUCACUUCCGGCCGCCAUUACUGGGAGGUGGACGUGGGCACCAGCAAAGUGUGGGAUGUGGGCGUGUGCAAGGAAUCUGUGAACCGACAGGGGAACGUUGUACUCUCUUCGGAACUCGGCUUCUGGACUGUGGGUUUGAGAGAAGGACAGAUCUACUUUGCCAGCACUAAGCCUUCGACGGGUCUCCGGGUGAGCCCAGGUCUACACCGAGUGGGGAUUUACCUGGAUAUAAAAAUGAGGGCCAUUUCCUUCUAUAAUGUCAGUGAUAGGUCACAUAUCUUCACAUUCACGAAAAUUUCUGCUACCGAGCCACUGCGUCCAUGUUUUGCUCAUGCAGAUACAAGUCGUGAUGAUCAUGGAUACUUGAGUCGUGCUCGUCUGGGAAUGAUGGACGCCACGUUCUCAGCAGCCAUCAAGCUGAAGAGUGGGGAAGAAUACAUCAGCUGCAUCAAUUCACUGAAGAUGGAGCCCCAAGCGGAGGGUGUGUGGUGCCCUUUCUGUACCAUGGUCACUCAGAAGAAUGACAUCAAGACAAAUUAUCAACAGUGGAAGGCAGCUUCCACGAGAAAGGAACUAGAGCCACAACUGCGGUCUGUUCUACAGAUGAACCAAGGAUGCCGAAGUUCCAAGGACAGUGGCCUGCAGGGACAGGGCAUGGAGAAUACAGCCCUCGCUGACUGGGAUGUUGAAGGACAGGUUUAUUGA
Molecule: messenger RNA, 1140 nt
Organism: Pongo pygmaeus (Bornean orangutan)
Lineage: Eukaryota; Metazoa; Chordata; Mammalia; Primates; Hominidae
Product: ret finger protein-like 4A
Exons: 5
Coding region: 1-1140 (379 amino acids)
Molecular function (GO): protein binding
Source: RefSeq, a predicted model, not a curated record